Leishmania mexicana MHOM/GT/2001/U1103 is the source of this 825-nucleotide messenger RNA. RefSeq lists its product as hypothetical. Gene Ontology annotation, molecular function: SNARE binding; SNAP receptor activity. The coding region runs from base 1 to 825 and encodes 274 amino acids. Gene Ontology annotation, biological process: retrograde vesicle-mediated transport, Golgi to endoplasmic reticulum; vesicle fusion. The transcript has a single exon. The record is from RefSeq and is a predicted model, not a curated record. Gene Ontology annotation, cellular component: endoplasmic reticulum membrane; ER to Golgi transport vesicle membrane; SNARE complex. NCBI's taxonomy places the organism in Eukaryota, Euglenozoa, Kinetoplastea, Trypanosomatida, Trypanosomatidae.
AUGACGGACGCAGCCCUGUAUCAUGAAGAGCUGCUCGACCUCGAGAAACAGGUCGAAGCACUUCCUCUCGACGUGCGCGCACCACGCCAGCAGGCUGCCGCCGGGGUCGGCAGCAGCAGUAGCAGCAACGGCGCCGGUAGAGGAGAGGGUGGUAACGUCAACUCUUCCUCUGCGCGUGCCGCGAUGUUCGCGAAAGCGCAGGACAUUCUACGGCGGCUGAGUCGACUCCUGCAGCAGCUCCGAGUUGAGAUGCGCUUGCUGGACGGUGCGGAGCGCGGCGUGUACGAAGCACACGCAAGCGAGCAUGCAAGGAAGAUUGCGUCACUGCGUGAGUGGGUGCAGCAGAGCAAAGAACGUGCCGCCCAGAGCACCGCCGCAUCCAUGGCGGUCGCUACAUGUGCGGUGCCGUCUCAAGGCCAACGCCGCACCGGCGUGCACUGGCCGCUGCGCGAGGGCGACAACGAUGACGCCGAAGGAGAGGACGCCCCGCUGAUGUCGAACCGUGCGGAGGCUCGCCAGGCGGCGACGCGCAUCAACGAGGUGCAGCACAGCACCUUGCAGUCUCUUGGGCGCUCGGAGAAGCUGCUGAACGAGACUCAGACGCUCGGACACGAGGCAGCCACGACGCUGCGGGCGCAGACGGAGCAGAUCAAGCAAACCGCUGCCGAGCUGGACGAGAUGCGCUCCGAGCUCGGGCGUGCGAGCACGGAGUUGAAGUGUUUUAUGCGCCGCAUGGCUCGCGACAGGCUGGUCAUCUGCUGUGCUAUUGCCAUUGUGGUGUGCAUCAUCAUUACCGUGGUGCUGGCGGUGCUCAAGCACAAGUGA